GCAUGGAUGAUGAUGGAGUAAAUACCAAGCACACGAAACUUCCUGAGUCAAAUUCAGCUAAAGAAGCUUCCAAAUUUUCUCUCUCUCUCUCUCCCUCUCUCUAGCUAAAAAGGAUCUAUACCCUCUCUAUCCAGUAGUUGUGGAUUCAGUGCUCCACAGACAUGGGACAAGUUUUAGACAAAAUUCAAGGUAAGGAGUGGAGGCGAAGACAAAUAAGAAAGAUAACAGACAAAGUUUAUGACCAUUUCAAAAACGAUUCAGGAUCAGCUCAUUUGACAUUUGCAGAUCUGUACAUUGCUGUGCUGCUUGUGUACAAUGACAUCAACAAAUGUUUGCCUGGGCCUCAUUUUGAUCCCCCUUCCAAAGAAGAUGUUAGAACCAUGAUCAAGGAUUAUGAUUACAAUCAUGAUGGACGCCUUGACCGUGAAGAAUUUGCAAAAUUUAUUCAACAGCUGACAGCAGAUACAAUCAUCACUGUUAGUCAGGGACUGAUCAUUACGUUGGCUGUAGCUCCAACAGUUGCAAUAUUGACAAAGAGGGCAACGGAGGGUGUCCCGGGUGUUGGCAAGGUGGUUCAGAGGUUACCCAAUUCGGUUUAUGCAUCCAUCGUGACCCUUGCAGUCGUGGUGGUCCAAAAAUCAGGCAAUCUAAUUGAAUGAACCCUUUACCCUUUUCUCUCCUUGCACAUGAAUCGCUCCACAUUGUGUUUAAUCAACAAACAGUGUCUGCAUGUUAUAUUGCUAUCAUAAUUAAGAAUGCCGACUGAUUAUGUGCUACAAAUUGUGAAUAAAUGUGGAAUUUGUUUGCAAGGAGAUAAAUUUAGCUUCUGGGUGCAUGUCUUUUUUGUUGGAUUUGCUAAAAAUAAUUUCCUCUGAGGAGCCUCUAAUCGAAUGUAUGAGGAACAUUUGGGGCCUGCCUUGUGUAUUUGUGUUCACUAAACAGUAAGAAAGCUUGUUUAUGUAUUUGUAUAUUUGAUUUGAGAGUGCCA
Messenger RNA from Camellia sinensis, 988 nucleotides. Its product is annotated as Calcium-binding EF hand family protein. Gene Ontology annotation, molecular function: calcium ion binding. NCBI's taxonomy places the organism in Eukaryota, Viridiplantae, Streptophyta, Magnoliopsida, Ericales, Theaceae. The record is from RefSeq and is a predicted model, not a curated record.